This is a messenger RNA of Botrytis cinerea B05.10, 1851 nucleotides long. RefSeq lists its product as hypothetical. Lineage: Eukaryota; Fungi; Ascomycota; Leotiomycetes; Helotiales; Sclerotiniaceae. The coding region runs from base 188 to 1156 and encodes 322 amino acids. The record is from RefSeq and is a predicted model, not a curated record. The transcript has 2 exons.
GAUGCGAUGAGGUGAGAUGUCGUACGCGCGCGCAUGGUAAUUUAGCUGCCUCGGAAUCUUUAUGUUUCGGUAUUUCAUGAUGCCUGGUCGAUGAAUUUCUGAAUGAUAAGCUGUGGGGAGGGCUUGGAAAAGGAGAGUUAGACUGCUUACGUGUGAACAAGUGCGAGGUUUGUGGAUACUCAUCUGAAUGCUUUGGGAAUCAUUAUAUAUGGUUCAGAGAGAAGCCUGUACUUGUGUUCAAAGAGCAUUGGCAAUCUGCUACUACUUUCAUCACUGUAUUCCGCAUCGUUUCAUUGUAUUGGAGAUACACAUUCUGAACUCUUUAUCGAAAAGUCAUACAGUUAUAGGAAAGAUGGGAAUAAGAAACAUGGGAAGCGAAAAGAAAUUACAAGUCUUUGAGAUUUGGGUUGCAUAUGGAGAGACGGGAAUCAUUCAAGAAGGCGUUCUCAUCGUUCCAUAUCCCUCCUCAUCCUCACCCAUACCCAUGUCUACAUGCACGUUAGAAUCCCCGCUAUCCUCCUCAAACCAAUUCCCGAUCCCAUAUAUUUUUCACACAACGCACAACUCUUCGUCCCCGGUCCCGUCUGCAUCUGGAUCUUCCCUACCUAGCUCCAUUGGGGGUAAAUCUAGUUGGCAAGGUAACAUUCUUGCCUCUUCCCUACCUCUCUAUCUCCAGAUAUGCGCUUCAAUAACCUCACGCCAUUGUAGUGCUGAAGAAAGAGAAUUGUUGAAAAGGCCAGCAGAAUGGACGAAGAUGUUGUUUUUGGAUUUGGCUCGAGAGGGAAUUUGGGUGGAAAGUGUUCUCACAGAGUAUAGAGAUAGAAAUUUAGGUAGAGAGAGGGAGAGGAGGAAGGAGAGGCAGCAAGAAAGGGAAUCUAGAAGGAGAAGGAGAAGAAGAGAGACAGAGCGCCCAGGGGUAUGCGAUUCUAUGAUGUUAGGAAGGUUAAGAACAAGGUUGGGAUGUGAGGUAAGGGUGCGCGAGGGGGGAGAAAGACAAAAAGAUAGGGGUGGACGUGUGAACAGGAAUACUGCCAGCGGAUUUCGACGCAGAAGACGACGACAAGUUCUACGCCCUGGGAGAGCCAGAGAUGAUCGAGGAGAAGAUGAGAAUCCCAAUUCAAAGAUGAUUCAGAAGUUGUGGAGCGGUACUUUCUAGUCCUUGCGCGAAUUCUUGAGUGUUUUUAGAAAGGUUCAGAAUGCUCGAAUACUUCAAUGUAUAUAGUAUAUAUGAAGAAUCCCUUGCUCUGGCUCCGAGCCAGGGAUGCAUGUAGAUAGAUAUUGGGGCGAAAAGAAGAACUAUUUUGUGCUGUAUACGACAAUGCUAUAAGAACUAGAAUUACAAAGUAUUUGCUAUCGAUUUUCUACAAGAUAGCCCCAAUAACAGACUCAAAUAUCAACCCAAACACGUCUCCUACGGCAUUAGCAGUGACAGUCUCAGCAAUUACACCAGCAUACUUUAACUUCUUAUUCUCAGGCUUCUCACUUGGCUCAUCGUCUGAUCUGUACCCUCUAGGUAAGCGAGAAUGUCUUGCUGAUCGGGAUCCAUGGAAUUCCUCCUCUUCCCCACUGUAGUCCGAAUCAUCAUCAGAAGAGUCCAAAUCUCUAGAUACAUAUCGCUGCCGAGCAUAGUACUUAUGAUGUGGUUCCAUGUUAGAACUCCGAGAUUUUCCAUAGCCGUUCUGAUCCAGCACAUCACUUCUUCGUGGCUUAUGUGCAAUGUUGCCCCAAUCAACGGAUUCGAAAAAAUAUGCUGGUGGAUCAUCAUUCCGCGAUUGUGAAUGAGCAUCAGAAUUGGCAAAAUCAAUAGGACGCUUUUCAGGUCUGUCGAAAAGAAUAUGCGCGAUAUUUGCA